Messenger RNA from Rotaria sordida, 579 nucleotides. The record is from the annotation of a GenBank genome assembly. NCBI's taxonomy places the organism in Eukaryota, Metazoa, Rotifera, Eurotatoria, Philodinida, Philodinidae.
AUGGGUGAUUACGCAGCAGCUCUAAAGGCUCUUCAAAGUGCUUUUCAAAUUCAACAACAAACAUUUCAAGAAGAUAAUCCAGCUUUUGCUUCAACAUAUAAUUGGUUCGGAAGAGUUUAUCGCAAUCUAAAAACGUUACCUGAAAAACAUCCCUAUCAGGGUAUUACUUACAGUAAUAUUGGUGAUGUUCAUCGACUAAUGGGUAAUUAUGAAAAGGCACUUGCAUUUCAGCAAAAAGCAUUAAAUAUUCAAGAAAAUCUUCAAUUUAAUCCUCUGGAAUGUGCAAUGACAUAUAUAAAUUUAGGUGAAACUUAUCGUGAAAAGAGUGAUUAUUCAACAGCAUUGACAUAUUUCGAAAAAGGAUUAGAAAUACGUGAGAAGAAAUUACCAAAAAAUCAUCCUGAUUUAGCUGUAGUUUUUCAUAAUAUGGCAAAAUUAUAUUUAUCUACCCGACAAUAUAAUAUAGCAAUGAAAAAUAUUCAACAAGCAGUUGAAAUAGCUAAAGAAAAAUUACCUACAACUCAUCCUCAUCUUUUGGAAUAUAAAGAAACAUAUGAAAAAAUUCGAAAGAAAAUGUAA